This is a messenger RNA of Daucus carota subsp. sativus, 489 nucleotides long. RefSeq lists its product as uncharacterized. The record is from RefSeq and is a predicted model, not a curated record. Lineage: Eukaryota; Viridiplantae; Streptophyta; Magnoliopsida; Apiales; Apiaceae. The coding region runs from base 1 to 489 and encodes 162 amino acids. The transcript has a single exon.
AUGGUCUUUGAUUUGUCUCUGGUGGAGUUUGCCCCCUCUUGGUUACUUGCUAGGUUUGAAUCAGGUCCUGAUCAUGAAACUUUUAAUAUUGCUCGAGUUCUUUGGGGAAUUUGGUUUUUUCGAAACAAGAAGGUUUGGGAUCACAAGGUUGUUACAGCUGCUAUAGCUAUGGAUUGGAGCGCUAAGAUUAUUUCUGACUGGAAGGAGGCUAAAGCUAAGCGUGUUGUUCAGGUUGGUAGUACUUCUAGUUCCGCAUCUUCUUCUCGAGUGAAGUGGAAAAAGCUGACGGAUGGAGUUCUCAAACUAAAUGUUGAUGCAGGUGUGCGUUUCGGUGAGGCCUCGGUCUCGUUGGGUUUGGUUCUGCGUGACAGCGAGGGAGUUUUUGUGAUGGGUAAAACAAUAUGUAAAGCCAUGGUGGCUACUGUCCUUGAAGCCGAAGCAAGCGCUAUUUUUGAAGGGGGUGUUGGCCCUGUGAGUCACCAUCAGUAA